GGAGAGCGCAUGCUUAUAUACAUUGAAGGGUACCAUCCAAGAUCGCCAAGUACAACCGAGAGCUCCGUUCAAGUCUCCCGAGCGAUGGACGAGUCGGUAAUGAAGCGGAGGGUUCAUCCGGUGGUGCCAGCCAACCGGGUCAAGUCAGGGCACGUGGACCCAAGUGAAUGAACAACUCUGAAAAGGUUAUAUCGCAGUCACGUAGUGACAGGAAGAAGGCCGAGACUAACAAGGUUGAAUCGCAGAUGGAGAGGACAGAGAAGAAACGGACGCACCAGGAAUGAGAGGGUACCCACCACCGGAAGUCGUUGCCCGUGCUGCCCCGCACAUUGCCUGGAGCUGGAGGAAACAAACAGCUUCCCAACUUGGCAGGCCUAAGGAGGGGUUAGCCAAUGGCGAGCUUGAGGGCGGGCAUGUGCCUGGGAGCUCAUCUCAUCUUCCCUGAAGCUUCCCUGCACAUGAGAAUGUCAAUGAGUUGAUCCACGUGGGCUCUCUCCAUCAACUCUAAUAGGAUCUGAGUAAAAGCUCUGAUGUUGCUGUGGAUGAGAUCGAAAAGACUUGAAUCUACUUGUAAUGUUUCAUCGUCA
Messenger RNA from Colletotrichum godetiae, 587 nucleotides. RefSeq lists its product as uncharacterized. The coding region runs from base 281 to 445 and encodes 54 amino acids. The transcript has a single exon. Lineage: Eukaryota; Fungi; Ascomycota; Sordariomycetes; Glomerellales; Glomerellaceae. The record is from RefSeq and is a predicted model, not a curated record.